Macrosteles quadrilineatus (aster leafhopper) is the source of this 672-nucleotide messenger RNA. Its product is annotated as jerky protein homolog-like. The record is from RefSeq and is a predicted model, not a curated record. Gene Ontology annotation, cellular component: nucleus. The transcript has a single exon. The coding region runs from base 1 to 672 and encodes 223 amino acids. Gene Ontology annotation, molecular function: DNA binding. NCBI's taxonomy places the organism in Eukaryota, Metazoa, Arthropoda, Insecta, Hemiptera, Cicadellidae.
AUGAGGAAAAAAAAAGUGUCUGGAAGGAAAUUGCAAAAAGAACGACUCACGCUUAUGGUGUGUGCUAAUGCAUCAGGCACUCAUGCUUUAAAACUGCUUGUUGUAGGAAAAUCAAAAAACCCUCGAGCAUUCAAAAAUGUCAAGGUUGAAUCUCUGCCAGUAACUUACAAGUCACAAAGUCGUGCUUGGGUCACAAAAGAAGUUUUUCAUGACUGGUACACUAACAGCUUCGUUCCACAAGUUAAGGCUGAAUUAAAGAAGAACAAGUCACCAAUGAAAGCCCUUCUUUUACUGGAUAAUGCGCCAGGACAUCCUGAUGCUGAUGAAUUGAAAAUCAAAACUGCUGAUGGCUACAUUGAAGCUAUGUUCCUACCAAAAAAUACCACAGCUUUAAUCCAGCCCAUGGAUCAAAAUGUGAUAAAAACUCUCAAAGCUCACUACAAAAAGCGCAUUCUUAUGGAUGUUGUCAGUCAACCUGAUGCUGAUAUUGCAGCGAUUUUGAAAGCUUUCAACAUUAAGGACGCCAUUUUGAAUGUUGCAUAUGCUUGGCAACAAGUGAAAAGCACAACUUUGAUCAAAUCUUGGAAAAAUGUAUGGCCUAACAAUCCAUGUCUUACAACAUGUAAUCCUACAUCCAGCAGCGACCCAGAACUAUCAGCUAUCGGACCCUAA